This is a messenger RNA of Knipowitschia caucasica, 2160 nucleotides long. The record is from the annotation of a GenBank genome assembly. Lineage: Eukaryota; Metazoa; Chordata; Actinopteri; Gobiiformes; Gobiidae.
AUGCGGCUGCCACCCUCAGAUAUCCAAUCAGGCUGUCACCUCAGCGGGGGGCGUGAUUAUGAAGUCCCUGUGAAGUGUGGCUGUGGUGGGGGGUGCGGAGGGGGCAGCGCCCCCACCGCAGGUAGAGGCUUAUAUAAGCCCUCUCCCGCCAACACCCCAGAAGAUUCCACUUCAUCUAGAAUAGAGUCCCCCCCCCCGCCGCCCCGCCCACUGCCCCCUGCCUCCCUCCCAGCGCACAGCUGCCCCUCAGCCUCCGCCAGAGGUCAGAUUGUUCUCUCCCCCCACCCCCAGACCCUCUCUUCAGAGGAUCCUUUAGACAGUUAUUCUCUUCCAGCCCAGUCUCAGCCCCCCCAGGACGAAGAUCCCCAGCCCAGAGAUUUCCGCAGAUAUUCCCCACCCACAGCCCAGAGUUUCUGCAGACCUACAGAGAUAUCACAGCCCAGAUUCAGUCCCUCGCGCUCCAUCCAGCCCCGCCCCAGCCAGAACAGAUCUUCCCCCCCCCCGCUCAUGCAGCCGGCAGAAACCCCAGGAUUGGUCCCCAGCCACCCCAGCGCCAGAGCAGUCAGGUCCCCCACCGAGAUCCCGCCCGCUGUACCUCUCACCAUAACACAGAUCCCCAGAUACAGAGACAGACCAGCCCACCCCCCCCCCACCGCUGCCACUGCUCCCCCGCCACCAGACCCCCCCCUCGCCUCCCAUGCCUCCAGAGUCUCCAAGCCCCGCCUCCCUCCCGCCCCGCCCCACCCCAGUUUAGUGAAUCGCCCAGGAGCCAACCAGAGCAGAUCCGUAUACCUCCCCCAGCCACCGAUCCAGUCUUUCCAGGCAGUGGCCCGCUCCCCCGCGCUCCCAGCAACCUCGGACCAGCAUCUUCCUGAUUACAGCAGCUCUCACUUCCCGCUCCGGCACAUGCCCCGCCUCAGGUGCGCCCAGCGCCUUGUCAGCUGCAGCAGUCGACCAGAUACCCCAGAUAUCCGCGCAAGCGCCAAAGCAGAAGCAGACAGAGUAUCCCACCUCGCCUGCCGCGUCGACCCCCAGAUUGCCUCUUGCCCCCAGGACCCGCAUCCCCCCCCCGCUGAGGGCAAAGCCAGGCCCCGUAACACCCCCCCUCACCCCAGCCUCUCAGGCUCCCAGAGCCCCCCAGCGCUAACAUCGCCCCAUCCCCCCCCAACCAGAUUCCUGCCCAGCCCACAGAUUCAGAUCAGAGCCCCUCCCCAGUCCAGUCCAGCCCUCAGAUACUCAUACGCACUCCUACCACGCCAAUCACAGGGCCCACAGACUCCGCGAGCCCACCUGAGCCUAGAUAUACAGCAGGCCAUCCCCUACCAGGACCCCCUCCCAGACACCCCACCUACCCCGCAGGCCCAUCAGCGCCCAGCCAGACUCCGCCCCAGACACAGGCACUGUCGCCUGGCCGCAGCCGCCACAAAACACAGACGGAGACUAGAUAGAACGAGAUCAGCCCUCCAGAUUGCCAUCGCCAGGUCAGCCAGUGCCCUGCACCCCCCCCCCCCGCAUGUCUGGUCCACAGUCUCCCGCAGAUCAGCAGCAGCACCCCCCGCAGCAGACAGCCCCCCCAGCCUCCUGCGCAGCCCUCCGCCAGCCAGCGCGCACAGAGAUUAUAUCCUGUCAGACCGUAGCCCUCGACGUCCCUCAGAUAAUUGGGCCCCAGCCGGCAGAUAUCCCUACCAGAACACCCUGCCAGCACCCCGGACCAGCCAGAUCACUUCUCUUCCGCGUCCCGCCCCAGCGGCCCGCCGCCUCCCUUGUUCCCCAGCCAGUCCCCUGCACGAGUGGCUCCCCCGCACGCAGCCCCCCAGGCCCUCAGAGACCCAGACCCCUCUUAGCGUUAAUAGCCCCUCGUGCACCUCGCACCGCAAGAGACCCGCCAGUCGACCCCCCCCAGGCAGAUACCUCCCCGCCCUCCCCGACCGCACCCUGGCAGACUCUACACCCAGCACCCCCAUACACAUCCACCCCAGCGACCCCUCAGUUGAGAGGAAGUUUUUACCCCAGCGCUCCAGAUAUCAUCACAGGAACACCAGCACCCAUUCCCCAGAUAAGAGAUCAGAUUCUCCCCCCCCAGCCAAGGUGCCCCAGCUCCCUCAGCUUCAGUCGGUACAGGAACUAAAAACCGUGACUGAUAUCCACCCCCCAGACUAA